AACACCUUUCUUGUUGGGGAUGUGCUUUCUGUGGUCAUCAGAGCAGUCGUUCAUCACGUUUGUGUCUCUUAUUUCCCUUCUCGCAUCAGCUGGCAUCUUCCAGGCCAUGUGUCUCCUGAUCUGUGCUGAGAUGUACCAAGUGUCCAGGCUGCAGCACAUCUGUGAGCUGUUCAUCAUCACGCAGCUGCAGAGUACGCCCAGCCGGGAGCUCGCCUCCAUGAGCCUCGACAUCGUCGACCUACUCAAGAAAGCCAAGUUUCACCACUCUGAUUGCCUCUCCACCUGGCUACUUCAUUUCAUUGCCACUAACUACCUCAUCUUCAGUCAAAAGCCUGAAUUUCAGGACCUUUCAGUGGAAGAACGCAGUUUUGUUGAAAAGCACAGAUGGCCAUCAAAUAAGUACUUGAAACAGAUUGCAGAAUACAGGAAGUAUAUUCACUCCCGUAAGUGUCGUUGCUUAGUCAUGUAACCUGGAGUUUUUAUAUGGGUACAUUUCUUUUUUAUUUUUAUAACUGUGAAGAUUGGGAUGCCUCUGAAUUCCAGUAAAAUUCUUAUAACAGACUGUAUAUGGGUGAUUAAAAAUACAUCACCGUACAGCUUAAUAUAUUAGGU
Perognathus longimembris pacificus (Pacific pocket mouse) is the source of this 612-nucleotide messenger RNA. RefSeq names its product rho-related BTB domain-containing protein 3-like. Gene Ontology annotation, biological process: proteasome-mediated ubiquitin-dependent protein catabolic process; regulation of proteolysis. Bases 20 to 469 code for a protein of 149 amino acids. Lineage: Eukaryota; Metazoa; Chordata; Mammalia; Rodentia; Heteromyidae. The transcript is spliced from 3 exons. Gene Ontology annotation, molecular function: ubiquitin protein ligase binding. Gene Ontology annotation, cellular component: cytoplasm. The record is from RefSeq and is a predicted model, not a curated record.